AUGAGGCCAAGUAAGCAGAAAACAUGGGCCCAACAGAGGCUCCAGCACCGAUGGCGAGCGAUUCCUCCGUUGGGAAAGAGAUGUCCUCCUCCUGCUCCUCCUCCUCCUCCUCCAACCUCAGACGACGCGGCGGAGAAACAGAACAGCACUACUAGCGACGAAGACACGAGUCCUCCCCCGAAUCCACGUACGAUCCUCAGCGCGGCAAGGACGGAUCCCUUUGCCAACUACACCAUUCCUCACUACGCGCAUGAAGCCAUGGAUCACGCAUUGAGUUUCACCUGGCCGCAAUGUCUCCCCACCGAUCUCGAAAAGAUUGUGAUACCGUUCCGAGCGACGUGGAUGCGGCUGGUCAUGGCGUCGCCUCUCGUGCUGCACACCUUCAUCUUCGCCACCACCAAGCAGCUGCUGUGCCUGAGAGGGCAGAAGGAGGACGACAUGUCGCAGCUGGCGGUGCGGGCGCCGUCGAUCCACCAGAGCGAGGCUCUCAACCACGCCCGAAACGAGAUCGAGUCGCUGGAAGGAGGGCCUCCCUCGGACGGAAUGAUUUUGGCGGUCAUCAUCCUCGCUGUCAAUGGCACACGUCGACAACACAUCCCACCACAACCUCAUCCGGUCUCUCCCCUCGCAAAGACCCAGAGCCUCCAUCUCUUCAGUCUGCUGAACGUCGUCGAAGCGCACGUCAAAGCCGUUGCCCAGCUCGUGUCUCUGAAGGGGGGUCUGGGAGCGGUGGAUACGUACGGUGUCCGAGAUACGCUUUUGCUAGCCGACAUUUACUUCUCGUCCAUACUGGGCACGAGGCCGGGUCAAGUCUGGCCCACGCCGGUGACGAAUCUUGUCGAUGCUGGCCUGCACUCGCUGGACGCAAGGGCCGAACACCUCGUUUCCCAGCUCGGCACGGGGUUUGGCCCCUUCAAACUAGACGACGACCUCCGGGUCGUCCUCCAGCUCAUGUGCGACCUUGUCGUCGCCCUGGACCACCACGUCCGCAAGGGAAGCCACCCGCCGGAAUGGUCCGACAUCAUCCUGCAGCGCAACGCCGUGCAGAACAAACUCCUCUGGCUGAAGCCGUCGACGCACGAGGAAUUUGUCAAAGCCGGUACGCUCAACAACAUCACCCGCCUCGCCGCCAACAUCUUCAGCGACAUGGUCCUCUUCCCGCUCAGUCCCGCCACGGGGAUCAAGCCGCGCCUGGCCGGCGAGCUGCGGCGGUGUCUGCGGACCCUCCCCAUCCUCGACAUCGAGGAGUACGGUCCCCCCUCGGAGUUUUUCCUCUGGGUGCUCACGCUCGGCGGGAUCGCCGCGUCCUUCACCAGGCACCGCGGCUGGUACAUCGAGAAGCUGGCCGAGUAUUAUGGGGAGGUCCUGGUCCUUUGUAAAAGCGGUAGUGGGAGUGAGAGUGGGAGUGAUGAUUCGAUACUAAAGCGCAUGCGCCCCUUCCUGUGGUGGGCAGACGUCUGCGAUCGGCCGGCACGGCUGCUGUGGGCACAGUCGCGCGACGUCUACGACGAGGAGAGGAGUCUUGAGGGGGAGUAUCCCCCGAUUUCGACAUGA
This is a messenger RNA of Fonsecaea monophora, 1554 nucleotides long. RefSeq lists its product as hypothetical. Bases 1 to 1554 code for a protein of 517 amino acids. Lineage: Eukaryota; Fungi; Ascomycota; Eurotiomycetes; Chaetothyriales; Herpotrichiellaceae. The record is from RefSeq and is a predicted model, not a curated record. The transcript is spliced from 4 exons.